This is a messenger RNA of Phalaenopsis equestris, 2007 nucleotides long. Its product is annotated as ACT domain-containing protein ACR4. Bases 392 to 1756 code for a protein of 454 amino acids. The transcript has 8 exons. The record is from RefSeq and is a predicted model, not a curated record. Lineage: Eukaryota; Viridiplantae; Streptophyta; Magnoliopsida; Asparagales; Orchidaceae.
ACUUAAUUCCUCCCUUUAAAACGAUAGCAGCGAGUGCUGGACGACUCGCCGACCUUCGCACGUAUGACCAUCUCGACCGCCACAGAAGAGAGAGAAAAGGGCGAGGGGGGGGAGAGAGAGAGAGAGCGAGUCUUUUAUGGCAGCAGGAGGAGAGGCGUAGAACCAUUGUUUCGUUGUCAUUCGACCAUUCGCCGGAGACAUAGCGACAGAGCGAAAUAGAAGGGUUGGUCGACGAGGAAAGAGAGUCUGCAGAAUCUCUCUUCUUCGGUACUUGAGAAAUCGGGAAAUCGGUUUCCAUCGUAGCGGGAAUAACUGGAGUCGGGCUUUCCGCUUUCAUUGGAACAUAGGAGGUCCUCACUUUUAUUUGUUGAAGGCGGCUGAUUUGCUGCCGAUGAUGGAGCUAGAUCUGAUGUAUCCUUCUUGUGAUUCGUUGGAUAGUGAUGAUGAAUACGAGAAGUUUAUUAGGAGGAUGAACCCGCCGAGGGUUGUUAUUGACAACGAAUCCUGCGCCAGAGCAACAGUUGUUCGGGUUGACAGUGCAAACAAGUAUGGGAUCCUUUUGGAAGUUGUUCAGGCUCUCACUGAUCUAAAUCUUAUCAUCAUUAAAGCUUAUAUAACAUCAGAUGGUGGUUGGGUCAUGGACGUUUUCAACGUUACGGAUCACGAGGGAAAGAAAAUAAGGGAUGAAGCUUCUAUCAAAUCGAUUGUGGAUUGCAUUCGGAAGUCUUUGGGAGCAGAUUUUUCUUUUCGACCUUCUAGGAGAAGAUCAGUGGACUUUGCACCUUCAUCUGAUUACACUUCGAUCGAGCUAACUGGAACUGACCGGCCUGGUUUGCUCUCAGAAGUGAGUGCCGUGCUUACAGACCUAAAGUGCAAUGUCGUUACUGCUGAGAUAUGGACCCAUAAUAACAGAGCAGCAGCUGUGAUGCAAGUGACAGAUGAAGUCACAGGUGCCGCAAUUACUGAUCCGGAAAAGCUUUCUAGAAUCAAAGCUCUCUUGUGUAAUGUCCUCGAAGGAAACAACAAGACCAGAGGAGCUAAAACUGCCAUUUCAAAGGGUGUCACCCAUACUGAGAGAAGGCUCCACCAGAUGAUGUUUGCAGAUCGGGAUUAUCAGAGAACUGGUCAGAACUUGGUUGAUGAGACUAUGAGGCCAAAAGUUUCUGUUGUGAAUUGUUACGAUAAGGAUUAUUCAGUGGUGACAAUUCAGUGUAAGGACAGACCAAAACUUCUUUUUGAUACAAUUUGCACUUUGACGGAUAUGCAGUAUGUGGUUUUCCAUGCAAAUGCGGAUGGGGAGGGCCCCGAAGCUUAUCAGGAGUACUAUAUCAGACACAUCGAUGGGUUUCCUGUUAACUCUGAAGCUGAGAGGGAAAGAAUUGUUCAAUGUCUUGAAGCGGCGAUAGAGAGGAGGGUAUCUGAGGGUUUGAAGCUUGAGCUGUGCACAAAUGACAGAGUUGGAUUGCUGUCGGAUGUCACACGAAUCUUCCGUGAGAACAGCCUUACAGUAACGAGAGCUGAAGUUUCAACCAAAGGUGGCAAAGCAAUCAACACAUUUUAUGUUCGUGAUGCCACGGGAAACCAAGUCGAUGCGAAGAUAAUAGACGCCAUACGGCAAGCAAUUGGGCAGACCGUGCUUCAAGUGAAAGAGGUUUCCAGAUCUCCUCCCCAAGAGUCUCCCACGCGGUUCCUCUUUAGCGGACUGUUCAAAUCCAGAUCUUUUUGUAAUUUCGGUCUCACCAAAUCCUACUCUUAGAUGUAAUCCUACCUCAUCUCUGCACAUAAUCUCAUUAUUCUCUCACAUUUAUCACUUACACAGCCAGUUCUGAAGGCAGGGAAGCCAUCUUAUGGCUCCCAUGGAUCUGGAAUACUUUAGGUGAAGUCUUGUAAACAGAAAAUUCCUCUUGUUUCAUCUAUUUAACCGUGUCUGGGAUGCUGAAAUGCUGUAAAUAUGAAUGUAAAUACUUUCAGCAAUAUCAAGCAGAAUGAAUGGUUUUAAUCCUUGAA